CGUGAUCGGGAACGCACCGGGGCGGCCCUGUAAGGAAAAAACUAGCAGCCGUUGGCGAGGUGAUGUGACAGCUCAGAGGUGUCCACGUCAACACACCAAACGAAAGAGCGCGUCGGCAAUGGAUUCCAAGUCUCUGGAACCUUCCCUCUACACAGUGAAAGCUGUUUUCAUUCUUGACAACGAUGGCAACAGACUUCUCUCAAAGUACUAUGACCCAGAGCUUUACCCCUCCAUGAAGGACCAAAGGAACUUUGAGAAGAACAUUUUCAACAAGACUCACAAAGCAGACAAUGAAAUAGCUUUCCUGGAGGGAAUGACGAUCGUCUAUAAAAGCAGCAUAGACCUUUUCCUCUAUGUGGUCGGAAGCUGUCAAGAGAAUGAGUUGAUGCUGAUGUCUGUACUCAACUGCCUAUUUGACUGCCUCAAUCAAAUCCUGAGGAAAAAUGUGGAGCGUAGGUGUUUCCUGGAAAACAUGGAAGGCGCCUUUCUCAUUGUUGAUGAAAUCAUUGAUGGGGGAGUGAUCCUGGAGAGUGACGCACAACAAGUCCUCCAAAAGGUCAAUUAUAGGGUUGAUGAAAGUUCAUUAUCUGAACAAAGUGUCGCACAGCACUUUACUGAGAAAUUGGCUCUGACGACUAACGUUCUGCAAUCAGCCAAGGAGCAGAUCAAAUGGUCCAUACUGAAAUAACAGGAGAUGUCAAGCGAUGUCGAGGCAGUUUCAACAACAUGUAUUUAACCCGUAGUUUAGUGACCACUUGAAUUGUUUUUGAUUUUUGUAGGUCUGUGUUCACUGAAAUAACUUGAGAUUAACCAGAGUGGGGCUUGGGCAAGUCACAUCCGAUCUUGUGUUUGCUGUUGCAAAAAUAAGGCAUACAUAGAAAAGAAGACUAACCUACCUGUGCGAUUCAUGGAGGUUGUUCUGUUACGUUCUGGGGCAGCUUUACAACAUUUGGCACAAGGUGUCUUAAAGGGGCGAGUUGGUCAAAGAUAAUAUGACAGGAUUUUGGUUGACGGAUUGGGUCCAAUCUUGAAAGUGAGUUGUUCAAAAGGGAAAGCAGGAUUCUGAAAUGGAAUCAUGAAAUCCAAUCUUAGUUUAAGUGUGGAUCAAAUCUUCAAUUUGUGGUGUUCAAAGUGUUUCAGUCGGAGGUGGAUAUCAUAUUAAA
Messenger RNA from Hippocampus comes (tiger tail seahorse), 1163 nucleotides. It is a transcript of the gene copz2, whose product is annotated as COPI coat complex subunit zeta 2. Gene Ontology annotation, biological process: retrograde vesicle-mediated transport, Golgi to endoplasmic reticulum; intra-Golgi vesicle-mediated transport; intracellular protein transport. Gene Ontology annotation, cellular component: COPI vesicle coat. NCBI's taxonomy places the organism in Eukaryota, Metazoa, Chordata, Actinopteri, Syngnathiformes, Syngnathidae. The coding region runs from base 119 to 688 and encodes 189 amino acids. The transcript is spliced from 10 exons. The record is from RefSeq and is a predicted model, not a curated record.